AUAAAUUUCUGAUUUCUAUCCCUUUUUCAACCAUCAGUGGGGCAAUAGGUUCAGAUCAUUUUGAUCGUCGCCGGCCUACCUUUUUUUUCCCCUAUCAAUCAUACAUUCAGUUCUGAUUGUUUACGGUUUUCCUCUUCUCCCGUGCUUCUAAUUAAAAGUCCACAGUAAGGUGGGAGGGGGAGGACCUUUCUUCUGUUGCUGUCCGGUGAAAUUGGGAAACAAUAUAGUUCUAGCUGACUUGAGGUCAAGUACAUUGAUCUUUGCUUUUAAUGGAUUACCAGGCCUUUUUGGAGUUUCUUCGCGAGAGGGAAAGGCGUGCAAUGCCAGAUCUUAUCAUUUUCGGAAAGGGCAUCUUAUUGGUUCUUUCUAUACUCUUCUGUCUCGCAAUCCUCCUUAUGACGUAUCGUGGGUUCGUGUAUGGCCAAGUCAAGGAAGCGCUUGCUUCUUUGGUAUCGUUAAUCGUAGGGGCCAUCAUGGUCAGAGCAAUUUAUGUCAAGAGCAGAGUGCUUCAGAUCGGCGAGUUGGCGAUAACGAAUACGGUGAUAUCUGAAGGGGCUAAUGGUACUGCUGUGUUCGAGGGCACAUAUGAAUAUGUGCAUGAUGGAGCAUAUGCAUAUGUGUUGGAAGGUACACCACAAAGAGUUGCUGUGAAGCGUCUUGACAAGAGGGUUCACAAUGAUUCGGGCGUCUAUAAAAAAAUCAAGAAUCUCAGGAGAGCAAAUGGACAUCCAAACAUAGCGCAGCUCUUUGGAGUGAAAAAUGAUCCAGACUACUUGUAUGUUUGUUUGGAGCAUUGUAUCUGCAACAUAGGUGACCUGGUUCGCAUGUUUUCGCCCCACAAUUUGGGCGAUGCAAACGACAAUGCCCGCAUGGAUGAAGCGAGAAAUUCUCUUCAGGGUAUUCAGUUGUGGGAGCAGGCUAAUAAUGGAGAUCAUCGUCGUCCUUCUCCUACUUUAUUGAGAUUAAUGAUGGAGAUGGCUGUCGGACUUGACUAUCUUUGUCAAUCAAAAAGAAUGGUUCAUCGAAAUCUGAAGCCGGAAAACAUCUUGAUCAGCAACGAACCAUCGUUGCGCAUCAAGCUUUCAGACAUGGGGCUCAGCAACAAACGUCUGCCAGCAGGUCAUAGGGUUGGUUUGGGUCCGGGAUGGCAACCUAAAGAAGUGAUUUUGGGUAAUAAAAGGCUAACAAGGGCAGUGGAUUCAUUCGGUUUAGGUUGUGUCUACUUUUUUUGCAUCACCGCUGGCAGGCACCCUUUUGGAGGUGAUGAUCUAGAGCGUCGUCAGAACAUCGAAAAUGGCAACCAGGCUAAUCUGAUGUUAUUGGCUAAUCUUCCCGAAGCUAACGAACUCAUCUCCCGGAUGCUGAGCCAUAUUCCAAAACGGAGACCUACUGCGGAAGAGGUGCUUAUUCAUCCACUCUUUUGGGAUGAGGACACCCGGUUAUCAUUCCUUUGUGACACAAGUGACAAGUUAACUGCUAGAGAUUUAAAUGGACAGCUAUUAAAUCCCCAGCUUAUAAUUGCCGUAAAUGGGACAUCAGGCACAGUUCUCCCACCAGACACAUUCCCCGAUGGAGAAUGGAUCCACGCGUUGAACCCUCAGCUUCAGCCUUGGGGCAAUGGUUACACUCUAAAUAGUGUCAAGGAAUUGGUGAGACUCAUACGCAACAAGUACGUACAUUAUUCUGAGCACCGCGAUAACAUUAAACUGAUAUUGGGCUCAUUGGAAGUAAACCCAACCGCAUAUUACAACUAUUUUGGUACUCGGUUUCCCAAUCUAUUGAUUCAAGUUUACAAGGUGAUGAAGCAGCAUUGUAGACACGAGGAGGUGUUUGCUAGGUACUUCAGGAGUGUACGUAACAUCUAAACCAGAGAGGCUCUCUGCAUACAAUUCAUGUUCUCUAGUGGAAUGCGCCCAUUAUUUCUUGUUGUUGUUAGUCACUAGGUUGUUUAUUUCCGAUAAAAGUAGUUUGUUAGUGCUGCCUUUUGUUUCAAAAUUAG
Messenger RNA from Oldenlandia corymbosa var. corymbosa, 1999 nucleotides. The record is from the annotation of a GenBank genome assembly. Lineage: Eukaryota; Viridiplantae; Streptophyta; Magnoliopsida; Gentianales; Rubiaceae.